Molecule: messenger RNA, 3335 nt
Organism: Prosopis cineraria
Lineage: Eukaryota; Viridiplantae; Streptophyta; Magnoliopsida; Fabales; Fabaceae
Product: receptor-like protein EIX1
Exons: 2
Coding region: 53-3073 (1006 amino acids)
Molecular function (GO): protein binding
Source: RefSeq, a predicted model, not a curated record
UUUAACUUCAGUAUUAUCAAAACCAGACAUUGUUCUAAUCACUUUCCAAAGAAUGAAGAUCCUGAACCCAGUUUCUCUCAAACUCCUUCAAGUCAUACUAGUUUUCGAGCUUCAUCUUCUUGCUCUCAAUGGUACUUGGAGAGCUACGGGUGCUGCAGUUAGGUGUCCAGAAAAGGAGAGGCAAGCGUUGCUUCACUUCAAAGAUGGCCUCGUGGACAACAAUGGCCGUUUGUCUUCUUGGGGAAGCGAAGAGGAAAACAGAGAUUGUUGCCAAUGGGAUGGAGUUCACUGUAGCAACCGAACCGGACACGUAGAAAUCCUCGACCUUCACGGAGAAUUCGAUGAUUCAGGAGAACAGCAAUUCGUUUUACAGGGCAAUAUCAGUGCAUCACUGCUGGAGUUGCAGUACCUGAAAUAUUUGAACCUUAGUUACAACGAUUUCGGAGACAACCAUGUCCCAGAAUUCUUUGGCUCUCUCAGGAACUUGAGAUUCCUUGAUCUCAGAAGUUGUUAUUUUGGUGGACAAAUUCCAAGCCAACUUGGAAAUCUCUCCAACUUACGUUAUCUUGAUCUUGGAAAGAUCGGUUUAGUAGGUGAGAUUCCAUAUCAGCUUGGAUAUCUCUCGCAGUUGCUGUAUCUUGAUCUGGGAGAGAAUACUCUUGAAGGCACGAUACCUUAUCAGCUUGGGAAUCUUUCAAAGUUGCAUAAGCUUGAUCUUGGAUUCAAUGCUGCUCUCAAACUUACUAAAGAGGAGGAUCAAGGUGGAGGUCAGUGGCUAUCUAGUCUCACUUCUUUAACUCAACUAGACUUGAGCAUGGUGAUUAAUCUGAAUCAUUCUCAUAACUGGUUACAAAUGAUUGGAAAGCUUCCAAAUUUAAGACAAGUGAGCCUUACAAGCUGUAGUCUUUCUGAUGAUAGCAUCAUUCCCUUGACACCUUCAAAAUGGAAAUUUUCAGAUUCUCUUGCUAUGUUUGAUCUCUCUGACAAUAGAUUCACGUCAUCCAUUAUAUUCCAGUGGCUGUCCAAUGUGAGCUCAAACCUGGUCGAGCUUGAUCUCAGCAAAAACCACUUAAAAGGUCUUAUCCCAAAUGAAUUAGGUAAAAUGACUUCCCUAGAGUAUCUAGACCUCUCUGAAAAUACACUUCAUGGUGGAAUACCUAAAUCGUUUAGGGAUAUAUGUACCUUACAGUCAUUGACCUUGACAUAUAACCUUUUGAAUGAAGAACUUCCUACGAUUAUUGAAAAUUUGUCGGGGUGUGCCAGACAGUCUUUGCAAAACUUGGAUCUAAGUUGGAACCAAAUAACGGGAACGCUACCUGAUCUUUCCAUAUUUACGUCUUUAAAGACUUUAAUGCUCACAAAAAAUCGUUUGAAUGAGUCAAUCCCUGAAGACAUUCGAUUCUCAUCUCAGUUAGUGACUUUGUCCAUUCAUUCCAACUCUUUGAAAGGUGUCAUCACUGAGUCACAUUUUGCAAAUGCGUCUAACUUGAAGACACUUGACCUUUCUGAGAACUCACUGGCUUUGAAGUUUGGCAAGAAUUGGAUCCCAUCUUUUCAAUUGGAUCAAAUAUUUCUUAGAUCUUGCAAGUUAGGUCCUGAUUUCCCUAAUUGGUUGCACACUCAAAGUAACUUCUCAAUACUUGAUAUUUCUGAUGCCGGAAUUUCUGAUAUCGUUCCACAUUGGUUUUGGGGUUUAUUAACACCAAAUUUAUUGUGGCUCAAUGUUUCAUACAACAACUUGUGGGGUACAAUUCCAAACUCCCCGGUAAGAUUUUUUGGAUCCCCUGAUAUAUCUCUAGCUUCCAAUCAAUUUGAAGGCUUAAUUCCAUCCUUUCUACGUGGUGCUUCAGUUAUUGACCUGUCGACAAACAAGUUUUCGGAAUCUGCCACCUUUUUAUGUGAUAACAGCUCAGCCGAUGUGUUGGCCUCGUUAGAUAUUUCAAGUAAUCAAUUAUCAGGUAAACUUCCUGAUUGUUGGGAUGGUUUCACAUCAUUAAUCUAUCUGGACUUGAGUAACAAUAACUUAUCAGGAAAAAUUCCUCCUUCCAUUGGAUCUCUUCUUGCACUUCAAGCAUUGAUCAUGAGAAGCAAUAAGUUAACUGGGGAGUUGCCUUCCUCUUUGAAGACUUGCACGAGCCUUAAAAUGCUAGAUGUAGGGGAAAACAGAUUGUCAGGACCUAUACCUUCAUGGCUUGGAGAUGAAUUACAACAGUUACAGAUGUUAAGUUUGCGAAAUAAUCGCUUUUCAGGAAGCUUACCAUUGCAUCUUUGUUAUUUAACAAGCCUUCAGCUCUUAGAUCUCUCUCUGAACAAUCUAUCCGGGCAAAUAUUCAAAUGCUUGAAGAAUUUUACUUCAAUGAUCCAGGAGAGUUCAACAAAUCUAAUGAGUCCUUCCAUGUCCAGUAACGGAUCAACACCCUUCUAUCAAUAUGAUAUAAUUGCAUUGCUCAUGUGGAAAGGUGCACCACAAAUGUUUAAGCAUAGCAAGUUGUUGAAAAGCAUUGAUCUUUCAAGCAACCAAAUAAAGGGAGUAAUUCCAGAGGAAAUAGUGGAUUUAGUUGAGUUGAUUUCUUUAAACCUAUCAAGAAACAGCUUGUCUGGAAGAGUUCCCUUUGGGAUUGGUAGGUUAAUGUCAUUAGAAUUUCUUGACUUGUCAAGAAACAAUCUAUCUGGAUCAAUCCCUUCUAGUCUUGCUCUUAUUGACCGUCUGACCAUGUUGGAUUUAUCACAUAACCAACUAUCUGGGAAAAUCCCAACUGGCACACAGUUGCAAAGUUUUAAUGGCUCAAGCUAUGAAGAAAAUCUUGAUCUUUGUGGAAAACCACUUUAUAAAUCGUGUUAUGAGGAGAAAACACCUCAAGAACCAGUUGAGGUCCAAGAAGAUGAGGAUUCAUUUAUAUCCAAAGGCUUUUAUUUGAGUAUAUCACUUGGAUUUAUAAUAGGAUUCUGGGGUAUCUUUGGCUCAAUAUAUUUCAAUCGUUCUUGGAGACAUGCCUACUUCAAGUUCUUGGGCAAUGUGGCUGACUGGAUUUAUGUCAAGGCAGCGCUGAAUGUAGCAAAAUCCCGGAGGUGACUUGGAAGCUAACUAGUGACCUUUCUGCAGGAGAAAAUUUCCCUGAAGUCAUCUACUUUGGGCCUGGUUUCCUACGCUGGAGAUCUGUCAGGGGACUAGGUUUGCUGUGUGAAAAAAUGGAAAUAAUUUCAAUAUCUGAUAAUUAGCAAUGUAAUUAGUUAUUUCACAGCACACGAAGCUGCUUUGGAAGUGUAUGAUUAGCUUUUGCACUGUGCUGUGUUAUUACAGUCACAUAAAGACAGUAGAUUGGCAAGCCACAAAA